Spirodela intermedia is the source of this 3006-nucleotide messenger RNA. The record is from the annotation of a GenBank genome assembly. NCBI's taxonomy places the organism in Eukaryota, Viridiplantae, Streptophyta, Magnoliopsida, Alismatales, Araceae.
AUGGAUUCGGGGUGCGUAGCGGAGGACUUCAAGUCCUGCAGCGGGAGCACGAGGUUCGCCAGAGAAAUGGUCGCUGCCGGCCCCUUUGCGGACUACCAUCACGCCGCCAGCGCCGCCCGUGACAUCUGGUUCAAUAAGGUCAGCGCCGCCGGCACAAUUCUCUCUCUCUCUCUCCCCCCCCCCCAUCUUGUAAUGGCUUGUCGUGCCGAAUCCGUUCCGCAGGUGGACGUCAAUGGCUGGCUCGAAUCCUUCGCCGCCCACCCGGAGAUCGGGGCGACAUCCAAGCCAAUUUCAAAGUUAAGUUCGUUUAGUGCAGCGACGACAGGCUUAGCUUCUAACUUCCAUUAGAUCAAUAAUUAAACGGUAAUUUCGUGAAAUAGAUGGAGCCAGGAAGAGCAGUCGGCUGCAUUGUCUGCUGCGACAGAUUCCACCUUCCAGGUAGGUCUCUCUCACCUCAUUCUCAGCGUGCAGUGCACAAUUACAGUUACCUGACCCGGAUGUGUUUUUGAUAUAGUCAUCCCUCCUAUUCUGCAGGAACUAAUUGAAUGGAAUGCUCGGUACAAGGAAAAGUUUGGAUUUAUUUUUCUCAUAUGUGCAUCUGGGAAAGGCAUGCAAGAAAUUCUUACUGAAUUGAAGGUUUGUUGAUCUGAUAUUUUAGUAACUUUCUCUGUCUAUCAUCGCCAUCCUGGGCUAUCCUUGAAUUGGGUUUUCUUCGAGAUUUAAGAGUUACGUGUUUUUCUUUCAUCCAUAUUUAUUAUGUAUUUUCAAGCAUGAAGGAAUCCUUCUCGUUAAAUGUAUUUUUCUAUUCAUCAUCUGUAAUUACUGGUAUAAUUGCCGUCCUAAAUCCCCAUCAACUCAGUUGUGGUUGCAGUCCAUUUGAUCUUUUCUAGUUCUUCUAGUUAGAUAGAUGCUUAACUCACUUUCAUAUUUUCCUGCUAAUUAUCCAAUUUGAUUUCUCUAUAGCAUUUUUAUGCCGUAAACUAUUGCAUUUUUCUUGGCUUAAAGUAAUUUAUUUUCUGGAAAAUUUAUCCCGUUCGCAGAUAUUAUCUUUGUGGCACAACAUCUGCCCUAACAUCUAGGUGAAUAGGGGUGUGCUGUUCACUUACAUUGAUACAAAGCGUAAAAUCAGUGGUAUGAAUGGGAAAUUCGAAGACGACGAUCAGGGGUUAUCUACAAACUUGCUUUCAAAUAAUAUCCGUGAUUUUAUAUUGUAAACCGAUUAUUUUCUUCUUCUUUUUCGCUUCUUGAUCCUAUUGCUUAUGUAGUUAUAUAUCUGGAACCUUGCUUGUGUUCUGUCCUGUUCUUCAUCAUCUUUAUUCUCUCUAAGCUCGACAUCUCAUCUGGUAUCCUGCUUGAAGGUCUGACUGUUUCAUUUUGCUGUAGAAACGAUAUCCAAACAGGCCCAUAGUUGAGCUUGAGAAUGCAGCGCAGGAGGAAAUGAAAAUUAUCGAGAUACGCCUUUCUAAGCUUUUCACCGCCAAGGAUGGAACAACUCCAGAGACAAUGGACCAAGUUGACACUAACCCAUCCUCUGUAGCCGGAGGUACCCACAGAAAAAUCUCAUUUUUCCUAAUUUUCCUCUCAUCAUGCUGGCAUAACUGAAACAUAUCUGGAAGCAUGUCUGGCUGUAAAUAUAUCGACAAUAGACACCAAUAAAUGGGAGAAUUGUUGAUGGAAAAGAGGGUUUCGGUAAAUAUGCACCGCGUUUUUGCGACUAUUAAGCUGAAAAUAUUCCAUGAUGCAUGGUGGCAAGCUGUUUAGGGCUUAGGGAUGUGGUCAAUUUAUUCCUUCAUCACUAUAAUUGACUUACCCAGCUGUCUCUCUCAACACCCCUGAUGAAAUUUAUGAAGAACAAGGGGUUUAUGUUCUUGCCAUCAUUGGAUGACUCCAGAAAAUUCAAAGCCACAUGGGCCUUCUGUUCUAAUCAUCCUGAUGAGAGGGGUACUUGACCUUAAAACCUAUCAGAUCUCAGGUAGGGUUUUUCUUGGAGCUCAACUCAAUCAUCAUCACCACCAAUCCGUGAUCUGUUCUCAAAUUCCUGUCCCCUCAUCUCCUGAUCUCCUCUUUCUCACAAGCCUUCCAUUCAACUUAUGCUCCAUAAUCUUCCAUGUUGGCCCUUAUCGUGUUAGGAUCAAACCCCAAACAAAAACAGAGGGCUCUGGGCUUGGACACCCGGGCAUCCUUCUCGAGAGAACAUCUUCAUGGCCCGCUGCUUCCAGUGUAUCAUACUUCUGAAUAUCUGCUUCUACUGCAAUCCUGGGACCUCUACGAUCAAAAUAUCUUUGUAUGGGUUGCUCCCAUACACCGAUUACUUCGAAUCCCAACACCUCGACCUCAUUCUCUCCUUCGCGGCGUUUUGAGGUGGAAGCAGCCAGGGAGGCUUUGCUGGCUGAGACUCUGGCGAUGGCCGGAGCUAACUUAAGAUGAUUCCCUCCUCUCCUCUCUUGCCGCUGAAGCAGAAAACACAAUUUCAUGGAGAUAUCUUCUUGUUGUAGCCAUUAGCUUUCAUGUCAAAGCCCUGACAUCUGAUGCAUCCAAGGCCGUAUAGGUGUGAUCGGUGGGCAUCUCACCACUUCCCCGAAGGCCUCCGGCGGCAAGAUCGGCGAUACAGGAGCAACAGCUAGCCGCCGGUCUCGACCCCCCAUCACCACCCACAUCUUGGAUGUCGCCCAUGGCUGCCCAGCAUCAGGAGUGGAGGUUCACCUGGAGAUGUGGAAAGGAGCCCAUGGCUACCCAUCAUUCAAGGGCUCGGACUCAGGCGGUUGGGUUCCUCAAGGGUCGUCCAUCACAGACUCUGAUGGCAGGAGCGGCGCCCUCAUGGGCAUCGUCGACCACAUCACACCAGGUGUUUAUCGGAUUAGCUUCAACACGGGGAAGUACAUUCCAUCUGGGUUCUUCCCAUAUGUGAGCAUCGUGUUUGAGGUGAGGGAGUCACAGAGAUCUGAGCAUUUCCAUGUUCCCCUGCUGCUCUCCCCCUUCUCCUUCUCUACCUACCGUGGAAGCUAG